Molecule: messenger RNA, 4371 nt
Organism: Erinaceus europaeus (western European hedgehog)
Lineage: Eukaryota; Metazoa; Chordata; Mammalia; Eulipotyphla; Erinaceidae
Gene: RNF19A
Product: ring finger protein 19A, RBR E3 ubiquitin protein ligase
Exons: 10
Coding region: 362-2878 (838 amino acids)
Biological process (GO): ubiquitin-dependent protein catabolic process; positive regulation of proteasomal ubiquitin-dependent protein catabolic process; protein polyubiquitination
Cellular component (GO): ubiquitin ligase complex; cytoplasm
Molecular function (GO): ubiquitin conjugating enzyme binding; ubiquitin protein ligase activity; zinc ion binding
Source: RefSeq, a predicted model, not a curated record
GAGGAGGGGGCGGGGACAGAGGGGCUGAGAGAAGGGGAAUGGCAGUUGCGGCGCCGCUUCCCGGGAACUGCGGUCGAGGCCGAACUGCGGAGGAGUAGUUGAGGAGAGCGACGGCCGGGAACCCUCCUCUGCUCUCCCGCCGCCUCAGCCCAGAGACGCCUCAGCGGGUCUGAGGGACCCUCCCCCGUACCUCCCUGCACCUCCCGCCGCCGCCGCGGGGAGAUGGGCCUACUCGCCCGCAGCCCCGCGCCCGCCGCUGCUCGGAGGACUUGAAGAAAUCAGCGACAACAAUCUUCUACAAGUUUCUCAAGAAUUUCUGAAAGAACCAAGUAGGAUUUUCUUACAUCAUGACUUAAUCUGAAUGCAAGAACAAGAAAUAGGUUUAAUCUCUAAAUAUAAUGAAGGACCGUGUGUAAACACAGGCCCUAACUCAAUUCUAAUGAGCAUUUUAGACAUGAGUUUACAUCGGCAAAUGGGUUCAGAUCGAGAUCUUCAGUCUUCUACUUCAUCUGUGAGCUUGCCUUCAGUCAAAAAGGCACCUAAAAAAAGAAGAAUUUCAAUAGGCUCUCUGUUUCGGAGGAAAAAGGAUAACAAGCGUAAAUCAAGGGAGCUAAAUGGCGGGGUGGAUGGAAUUGCAAGUAUUGAAAGUAUACAUUCUGAAAUGUGUACUGAUAAGAACUCCAUUUUCUCUACAAAUACCUCCUCUGACAAUGGAUUAACUUCCAUCAGCAAACAAAUUGGAGACUUUAUAGAGUGCCCUUUGUGCCUUUUGCGGCAUUCAAAAGACAGAUUUCCAGAGAUAAUGACUUGCCAUCAUAGAUCUUGUGUGGAUUGCUUACGACAAUAUCUGAGGAUAGAAAUCUCUGAAAGCAGAGUUAAUAUCAGUUGCCCAGAGUGUACUGAGCGGUUUAAUCCCCAUGAUAUUCGGUUAAUAUUAAGUGAUGAUGUCCUAAUGGAAAAAUACGAAGAAUUUAUGCUUAGACGGUGGCUUGUGGCUGAUCCUGAUUGUAGAUGGUGUCCAGCUCCAGACUGUGGAUAUGCUGUAAUAGCAUUUGGAUGUGCAAGCUGUCCAAAAUUAACAUGUGGACGAGAAGGCUGUGGAACAGAGUUUUGCUACCACUGUAAACAGAUUUGGCACCCCAACCAGACUUGUGAUGCUGCUCGACAAGAGAGAGCCCAGAGUUUACGUCUAAGAACUAUACGUUCUUCAUCCAUUACUUAUAGUCAAGAGUCUGGAGCAGCAGCUGAUGAUAUAAAGCCAUGCCCACGAUGUGCUGCUUAUAUAAUAAAGAUGAACGAUGGGAGCUGUAACCACAUGACAUGUGCAGUCUGUGGUUGUGAGUUUUGUUGGUUAUGCAUGAAAGAAAUCUCAGACUUACAUUAUCUAAGUCCAUCAGGAUGUACUUUUUGGGGGAAGAAACCCUGGAGCCGAAAGAAGAAAAUAUUAUGGCAGCUGGGAACGCUUGUUGGUGCUCCUGUAGGAAUUGCUUUAAUAGCUGGCAUUGCUAUUCCCGCAAUGAUUAUUGGCAUUCCUGUAUAUGUGGGCCGCAAGAUUCACAAUCGAUAUGAAGGCAAGGAUGUUUCCAAGCACAAGCGAAAUUUGGCCAUAGCAGGUGGUGUAACAUUGUCUGUAAUCGUAUCUCCAGUUGUAGCUGCAGUAACUGUAGGUAUUGGUGUUCCUAUUAUGUUAGCUUAUGUCUAUGGCGUUGUUCCAAUUUCUCUCUGUCGAAGUGGAGGUUGUGGAGUCUCAGCAGGCAAUGGAAAAGGAGUCAGAAUUGAAUUUGAUGAUGAAAAUGAUAUAAAUGUUGGUGGAACUAACACGGCUAUAGACACAACUUCAGUGGCAGAAGCAAGACACAACCCUAGCAUUGGAGAGGGGAGUGUUGGUGGUCUGACCGGCAGUUUGAGUGCAAGUGGAAGCCACAUGGAUCGAAUAGGAGCUAUUCGAGACAACCUGAGUGAAACUGCCAGCACCAUGGCACUAGCUGGAGCCAGUAUAACGGGAAGUCUGUCAGGGAGUGCCAUGGGAAACUGUUUCAACAGGUUGGAGGUGCAAGCAGAUGUACAGAAAGAACGGUACAGCCUAAGUGGAGAAUCCGGCACAGUGAGCUUGGGAACAGUUAGUGAUAAUGCCAGCACUAAAGCAAUGGCGGGAUCCAUUCUGAAUUCCUACAUCCCAUUGGACAAAGAUGGCAGCAGUAUGGAGGUGCAAGUAGACAUUGAAUCAAAACCAUCCAAAUUCAGGCACAACAGUGGAAGCAGUAGUGUGGAGGAUGGCAGUGCCUCCAGAAGUCAUCUUGGGGGUUCCUCUAGUGGCUUACCUGAAGGUAAAUGCAGUGCCACCAAGUGGUCCAAAGAAGCAACAGCAGGAAAGAAAUCUAAAAGUGGUAAAUUGAGGAAAAAGGGUAACAUGAAGAUCAAUGAGACCAGAGAAGACAUGGAUGCACAGUUAUUAGAACAACGAAGUACAAACUCCAGUGAAUUUGAGGCCCCAUCGCUCAGUGACAGUAUGCCAUCUGUAGCGGAUUCGCAUUCUAGUCAUUUUUCUGAAUUUAGCUGUUCUGACUUAGAAAGCAUGAAAACUUCUUGUAGUCAUGGUUCCAGUGAGUAUCAUGCUCGCUUUGCUACUGUUAACAUUCUUCCUGAGGUAGAAAAUGACCGCCUGGAAAACUCCCCCCAUCAGUGUAGCAUUUCUGUGCUUACCAAAACUGCCUCAUGCUCGGAAGUUCCACAGUCAAACCAUAUUGCUGAAGAACAUGGUAACAAUGGAAUAAAAUCCAAUGUUGACUUAUAUUUUGGUGAUGCACUAAAAGAAACAAAUAAUAACCACUCACAUCAGACAAUGGAAUUAAAAGUUGCGAUUCAGACUGAAAUUUAGACCUGUAAAUGCUGCAAAAAUAAUCAUCACUGAACGACUUUGUUUGGAGCUGGUUGAGCUACAUGUGACGACAGUUAAGUUUUCAAGUCACCAGCAAAUGCCAGGUUCUAGAAUCAUAAUGUAGAUACUUUUUUCCGUGUUAAGCAAAGCAUUGUGUUUCAUGUGGACUUUAGUUACCAAACUCUGAAGUAAAGGCUUUAAAAGUGCAUUCUUUAUGGACAAUAAAUCUUAAAGGAAAAUGUGGGGGUUUUGUGUGUGUAUGUCUGUUUGUCACAAAACAUUGCUUAGAGCACAUACUUGUAUAUUUAGAUAGAAAUUUGACUUGAUUUAUAAUCCAAACGGAAUAUUAGUGCAGUUCUGCAGCAAUUUACGAAGAAAACUUGAGGUUUAGAAGGAGUGGUUAGUGACAUUUUAUUGAAACCACUAAGGGAUACUGUUUAAAGAAAUUUGCAAGUUAUACUCAUUAUAUAUUUGUAAUGUGUCUAGUCAUAACUAGACAUGUGUCAUUUUUUUUCUUCAUAUGCAAUGUGAAUAUAUAAAGCUUAAUGCAGCCCAUCUGUUACCAUUUGGAUACUUAGACACUUUAGGCAAGAUCAUGGCAGUUUUUGCACAACUUUGAAAUAGAAAGUCCUGGUACUCUAUAAAUCUUGUAUAUUAUUGAUGCCAUCUUAGAAGAAAAGGUGUAAAGGUAGGUAAUUACGUAUAUUGACAGCACCAAAUAAGAUAUAAAACUGCAAAAUAAAAUUCUUACUAGUUUAUAAGUAUUAAAAAAUCAUCAGUUUCACUAAGGGGAAAUAUAUAUAUACCCCACUAUUUCUUGGUGCCUUUGGAAUAGACUGGAUUUUAAGGGCCUUGUUGCUUGAGAGCUUUGCUGUAUUAUUUUCCAUAUUGUCCUCUCAGCCACUGGAUUAUGUAGAACAUCACAGGUUAAACAUGAUAUAACUAAUGACAGCGCUAAACAAAAAGUAUUAGCCUACCAAAGACAUACUCAGGCUUUUGUGAAUAACUUUACAUAACCUCAGUUUUUAACAUAUAUAUAGUUUUCUCCAAUCAUGAAAUCAGUGCAUGGUACAGAGUUUGUGCCAGUACUAAGAAGGUACCACAUAUGACUCACUUUAUUUUAUUUUGCUUUUGUUUAUGAAAGAUGUGCAGCUGACAUAAACAGAAGUUGGCCAAAAUACUACCUGUACUGUUAACUUCCUAUCAAUUUCACAUAAAUAAAACAGGUUAACCUCAUUGAUAGCAAUCAAAUUUUUUUUAAGUAUUACCAUCAUGGUGCUACUAAGCAUUUUCUUUCGAUAAAAAUAAAAACGCCACGGGCUGCCGCCUUCUUCCAUUUCUCUCCUCGCCGGCCCCAUUAAUGUGCGCAUAGCACUAGUGCCGGUGACUGUAUUUGAUGAUGCUGACUAGGGUCUUUGCACAUUUGUUUGCAUUCCAAUUUUGUUCAGUAGUGUGUAAACUGCAUACAUGAAAUAAAUGUAAAUAUCUAUGUA